This is a messenger RNA of Perca flavescens (yellow perch), 830 nucleotides long. RefSeq names its product gap junction protein beta 9b (gene gjb9b). NCBI's taxonomy places the organism in Eukaryota, Metazoa, Chordata, Actinopteri, Perciformes, Percidae. Gene Ontology annotation, molecular function: gap junction channel activity. Gene Ontology annotation, cellular component: connexin complex. Gene Ontology annotation, biological process: cell-cell signaling. The record is from RefSeq and is a predicted model, not a curated record. Bases 1 to 756 code for a protein of 251 amino acids. The transcript has 3 exons.
AUGAACUGGUCUACAUUGGAGGGACUCCUCGGUGGGGUCAACAAGUAUUCCACCGCGUUUGGCCGGAUCUGGCUCUCCAUGGUCUUUAUCUUCCGGGUGUUAGUGUUCUUGGUCGCGGCCCAGCCAGUGUGGGGCGACGAAAUCAAGGACUUUAUUUGCAACACGGCCCAGCCGGGCUGCACUAACGUGUGCUACGACUACAUCUUCCCCAUCUCCCACGUCCGCCUGUGGGCCCUGCAGCUCAUCUUCGUCACCUGUCCGUCGCUGAUGGUGCUAGGGCACGUCUAUUAUCGCGAGAAGAAGAACUUGGAGUACACCACCACGCACAAUGGCGGCCAUCUGUACGCCAACCCUGGGAAGAAACGUGGGGGGCUGUGGUGGACAUACCUGGCAAGUCUGAUUAUCAAGGCAGGCCUUGACGCUGGCUUCCUCUACAUGCUGCACUACGUUUAUGAAGGCUACGACAUGCCCCGUCUGUCCAAGUGCUCCCUGGAGCCGUGCCCCAACACGGUGAACUGCUACACAUCACGUCCCACUGAGAAGAAGAUCUUCACCAUGUUCAUGGUCAUCUCCUCUGCUUUGUGCAUCUUAAUGUGCAUCUGUGAGAUAGUUUACCUCAUCGGCAAAAGCAUUCAGAAACUCGUUAGUAAGAAGAAGUCAGAUUUCAGAUCCAAAAAAUCGACCAGAGUGGAUCCUACAGUCUCUAUCCAAAACCUCAGUAACAUGGCCGAUGAGUGGCCAUCUAAGAAAGAAUGAUGUGGAAUAUGACAGCGGCCAUGUUGAAAAACUGAACAAAGUGCUGAAGGGGCCACUGCGAGCAAAUGCAUUCA